AUUGGUCAGGUGAGACCAGGCAACAUUUUAAAAGGGGCCUGUGGCAGGAGUUGGGGCCACUUUGGACCUGCUUGGCCGUGCCUGCUCAACAACAGCAACACACGGACUCCUCAGCCUCUGCAGGUGGCAUCAAGUCAAUUGAAGGCGCAAUGGCUCGUAUGCUGGUGGUUGCAGUCGUGAUAUUCGCAGUGGUGUUUGCCACUGGAGAUGGACACGCAGUGCACAGACGGAAGCGAUCCUUAAGCUUUAAUAAUGUGGUCUUGUGUUUUGCCGGGAGAAGUGCAUUGGAUUACAGCAACUAUGGCUGUUACUGUGGCUGGGGAGGAAAUGGCGUUGCUCUAGAUGACGCUGACAGAUGCUGCGAAGCUCAAGACAAAUGCUACAACGCGAUUCCGCGUGGCUGCAACGUCAACUUCAUUGCCUAUGCCAACAGCUGUGCAGAUGGAGAGGUGCAAUGCGACAAGCUUAAGCUGUGCGAGAAGAUGGUCUGCUCCUGUGAUGUCAUUGCGGCAAAAUGCUUGGCAGGUUCAGCGUACGACAUCGCGCUCAAGAACUACAGAGGGAAGUGUUAGGUGAAAAACUAAAAUAAAAAAACUCGCUGCUCUGGAUGAAAAAAGAGAGUCAUAUGAUUUCACUUACACUCGUAUAAAUUGAUGUGACCUAGUUUUUCGUCAAUUUCACUCCCAUUACAUUUUUAUUCGCCAGGAUUGACCAGAUUUUGUCCUCGUUCUGUUACGAUUUUUAUUGUACGAUGCAUUUCGUCAAAAUUAUAGCGUUAAUUUACCGCCAAGUUGAAGUUUUCUUUUUUGGGGAUUAUAGAUGGUACUGUCGCGAACGAGAAUAUAAUAAAGAGUAUCACGAAAUAAUAAUGUGUUUGACAAUACACGCGUCGGUUACUGAUGAAUAGAGUUGGCUACGAAUGGUGCGAAAGAAGUCCGACAGACAUACACACAUACUAUAUAACAACGAUCCCCUUCCUCCCAUUAAAAAAGUUCUGUUAAAUAUUGCAUCUCUUUUUCAAUUGUCAUCAAAUGAGCUGUAAAACUGAUGGCAUGAUUGAUAUGGUGAUGUGCUCAGUACACUACAAUAAACAAUAUCUAGCAUA
Molecule: messenger RNA, 1105 nt
Organism: Lethenteron reissneri (Far Eastern brook lamprey)
Lineage: Eukaryota; Metazoa; Chordata; Hyperoartia; Petromyzontiformes; Petromyzontidae
Product: basic phospholipase A2 PA-9C-like
Biological process (GO): arachidonate secretion; lipid catabolic process; phospholipid metabolic process
Molecular function (GO): calcium ion binding; phospholipid binding
Source: RefSeq, a predicted model, not a curated record